AUGGCUGUUUCGUAUGUUCACAUGCUUCAAUCUGCUAAGGGUUUCCACAAGCGUAACCUCUCUUAUUCCAAUUGCAGUUACAAGGGGAGGAGGAGCCACUGCAUUGUUUUUUCUUCUAUGCACACAUCAAACCCUAAGGUAGACUCAUUACUGGACAGUGUAAAAUGGGAUAACAAAGGUUUGGCUGUGGCAAUAGCUCAGAAUGUUGACACGGGGGCCAUAUUAAUGCAAGGUUUUGCAAAUAGAGAAGCAGUGGCUACAACCCUAUCUUCUCGAAAGGCCACAUUCUAUAGCCGAUCACGAUCUGCAUUGUGGACCAAAGGAGAGACCUCUAAUAAUUUUAUCAAUGUUCAUGAUGUCUUUAUUGAUUGUGAUCGUGAUUCUAUAAUAUACCUUGGGAAACCUGACGGGCCUACCUGUCACACGGGGGCAGAAACAUGCUAUUAUACAUCAGUUUUUGACUUGUUAAAACAGCAAGAGGAUGAAGGAAAUAAAUUGGCAUUAACCUCUUUGUAUGGGUUAGAGUCAACAAUCUCCCAACGUAAAGCAGAGUUAGCAGAAACAGAAAAUGAAAAGCCUUCGUGGACAAAGCGAUUAUUGCUUAAUGAUAAGUUGCUAUGCUCUAAAAUCAGAGAAGAGGCAAACGAGUUGUGUCAAACACUAGAGAAUAAUGAGGACAAGUCACGUACUGCAUCAGAGAUGGCUGAUGUACUCUAUCAUGCCAUGGUUCUGUUGGCAAAGAAAGAUGUCAAAAUUGAAGAUGUUUUGCAGGUUCUUCGGCUGAGAUUUUCCCAAUCUGGCAUUGAGGAGAAGAGAAGUCGUGUAUCCCAAAAAUCAAUGGAUGAUUGAAUGUAUGUUAAGUCUAUAUCUCAAACAAUAUAUUUAGCUUUUGCUGACAUAGUCGGAUGUACCAUGCUUGUUCUUAUCCAUGUGACUAUGCUGAGCAGUGCAACUUUGUUAAAUAGCAUAAAUAAUGUCAAGAACACCAUGUAACUGUUAUCCUCACUUUUUUGUAGAGAUCAGUUUUCACCUUUUUAAAGGUUUAGUUAAUU
Molecule: messenger RNA, 1052 nt
Organism: Cajanus cajan (pigeon pea)
Lineage: Eukaryota; Viridiplantae; Streptophyta; Magnoliopsida; Fabales; Fabaceae
Product: histidine biosynthesis bifunctional protein hisIE, chloroplastic
Biological process (GO): L-histidine biosynthetic process
Molecular function (GO): phosphoribosyl-ATP diphosphatase activity; phosphoribosyl-AMP cyclohydrolase activity
Source: RefSeq, a predicted model, not a curated record